This is a messenger RNA of Cydia pomonella (codling moth), 3654 nucleotides long. Its product is annotated as juvenile hormone acid O-methyltransferase-like. Lineage: Eukaryota; Metazoa; Arthropoda; Insecta; Lepidoptera; Tortricidae. The record is from RefSeq and is a predicted model, not a curated record. The transcript has 4 exons. Bases 2234 to 3007 code for a protein of 257 amino acids.
GAGGUGCGGGGGGUCCCUGAGCCCGUCCUUGCUUGAUAGCUGGCACUAGCUGGUAACACCUAGUUUCCGAGAUAUUGCAAAGUUUCACUGUGUCCGUUUGUUUCAACCUAGGACAACUGACCCUACGUGUUUUAAAAAAAUAUAAAUUUACGGCAAUGUAGGUCCCAUAGUUAUGAUUUUUUUUUUAUAGGUUAACAUAAAGUUACAGUUUGCUAUAAUAUUAUUUUUAAAGCAAAAUAUGCGUACAAUUUGCGGAAAAAAAAUAUAAUAAAACCCUGUUUUCGCCAAAAAAAUGAAGAAAACUCGGAAGGUAUUUUAUCAGUUUUUUCAAAUGAAUCUUCGAUUGUUAAUCAUUCCAGCAGGGCUAAGAUGGUUGGCUAUUUAUCAUUUGUGACCAUGCCUGUCACGUUCUAACAACGAUGUAAGUGCGAAAGUGACGGGCAUAGUGACAAGCGAUAAAAUUGGAACCAUGAUGCCACUGCAGCCCCUCGUACGAGAUAUGUUGAAUCAAAUUGUAGUCAUUCAUGUACCAAAUGAUUCUAGUUUACAGCAAAAUUGAAAACCGAAACGCCACAUCUCACUGCAAAACUCAUUAAAAAAGAGGUUUAAAAGAGAAAAUGAAAAUUUGAACUGUUGGAGCCGCUAGUUUAGGAAACGAUUAUUUAAGUACGUUUUUGAAUAAAUACUAAAAGUUAGUCGUAAUCUUGAAUGAAAAAGGAAGCAUUUUACAAAAUACGCUCGUCUGUAGGAAUAAUGUGAUCUCAAAUAAUUGUCUGUAAAUCUUUGUACUAGAUUGUUAUUUAGUUAUAAGACUGCUGCGCCCUUGCAGGGUACAUAUUAUGUAAUUUUGUGUACUUAAUAUGAUUGCAAUAAAUGCUUUGUCUUGUCUUGUCUUGUCUUAUACCUUACUCAUCAGGAUUUAUACAGUAUACACUAUUGGUUUCUAACAAUCUAAAAACAUGGGUAAUAAUUGCCUCGGUUUUCUCUCUCAGUCAACAUAACAGUCCGAGUGUUGCCGUGGUUGUUUGAAAAGGUGGCUACACACGAAUGUAUGUGGUCGCCACACCACUUUUAAAGGAAACUAACAUUAACACUCAUCAAUAAGUAGUCAUAAAUUGGAACAAGUGGAAAAGUAAAAAGCACUAUUAGUUCGCGAAAUCCAACUUUCCGCACGCUAAAACAGCUACGUAACACUUUUUGAGCAACUGUAUUAAAAAAAAAUUGUUUCAGUAAUUUAGAAACUGGCCAUUUGCAAGUCUGGACUAUCUAUAUAUGAUCUAUAUGGAUGAUUUCUUUUUUCCGGUUCAACUUCAACCCCCACAUACCGCGACCGACGUUGACGUAGACUCCACACUCGCACAACUUCACGGCGAUUUCGCAGUUUGCUUCGCGGCAAGAUGGCGCCGAAGCGUCAGCUGAUCGGAUUUAGUUAGCGGCAAGGCACUGAUUCAAACUGGGAACUGUCAAAUUGAUUUUUGGUUGAUCAAGUUCGCACCCAAUAGCCAAGUAGCCGCCAUAGAAGGUUAUGACGGUUUACAGAUUAACCGACUCGUGAACGAAUCGCGGCGCGAAGCGAUCGCGAGUGUGGAGUCUUGCAAGUUGGCGCUUCGCGUCUCCUUUGACGCGGGCUAAAUACCGACAAAAAACGGGGAAUAAGGCGCGAAGGCGUGAACAAUAUGCGAAAUCGACGCGAGGGCCCUCCACACUCGCGUUCGCGGCUUCGCGCCUCACUUCGCGCACGAGUGUGGAGGGCCCUUUACCAUGCAAACUUCUGCUUGUAACGCACUUCCGCCUCUUAACACUUUUUUUUAAGCUUUCCUCCACAGAAAACAUAUAUUUUCUGUGGGUUCCAUAUUCGAAGCAUUCACCUGUCCGUCCGUCUAUUUGUUAGGUUAGAGGAUUCUAUCUCAAACAUGGUAACUGUUCCUGUUACGGAAGUAGAUAAAGGACAAUAUUCAAACUUGUUAACGGCCUUUAAAAAAAUGAUCAAUUGAAGUAGCAAGCUCAUGGACUAUUUGUAGCGCUUAAGUAUUAAUACUUGGUAUUACAAGCGCUACAGGUCACAACCUUUAAAUUACCUGUGUAAACAUAGGUGCAUUACAUUACAAUAUGUUAGGUACCUAAAUGACGUGAGUUUGACUGACUUGAUUUCUCAUUAUCAUUUGCACUCAGUCGAAGCAGCAAGAGCGUCUUUAUCUCAUUUAAUUUUGAAACCUAUUAACUUCUCAAAGUUAUGGAAUUCCCCGAUUUAUAUAGAAAAGUUGCAUUCCUUUCCAAAAGGGACGCAAAUAAAGCCUUAGCAGAAUUCACCUUUAACAACAGAUGGAAGGAAAAUGCAUCUAUCAUUGACAUUGGAAGUGGAGACGGGAGCACGACUAAAACUAUUUUGGAAAAGCAUGCGACACCCAGUUAUAGUAAAAUAGUGGGCUGUGAUAUAAGUCCGCAGAUGGUUAAAUACGCGAACGAACAUUUCAGGAGCGAACACAUCGAGUUUAUGCAAUUGGAUAUUACAAAGCAAUUGCCACUGUUCCUGAAAGACGCCUUUGAUCAUGCGUUUUCUUUUUAUGUGUUUCAAAGGAUCCAGCAACAGGAGGCCGCUUUCUCGUUCAUCUAUAAUUCCUUAAAAGAUGGAGGUAGCUGCCUGCUUAUCUUUCUCGGGCGAUACCCCGUUUACGAUGUAUAUCGCACACUCGCUCGCAAGGCGAAGUGGGCUGAAGACCUUAAAGAUGUUGAGACCUUCACGUCACCCUAUCACGAUUCUCCGGACCCCAAGAACGAUGUGAGAAAUAUAAUGGUUUCAAUCGGCUUCAAAGAAAUAGAAGUGAAUGUAUUUGAUAACACGCAUACAUAUAACGAUGCAAAUACUUUCAAAUGCUUGGUUAAGGCUGUUAACCCCUUUAGUACUCUGAACGAAAGAUGGGAAGAAUUUAUGAAAGACUACUUUGAGGUGGCACCAAACGCUAUAAAAAUGGACUACCAACUGAUUGUAGCCUACGGCAUAAAAUAAUUACGUGCACGUUAAGGCGCUACGCGCCGUUUUUGUCGAAAACCUGUUACUUUUCAGAUGCUAUUUCUUCUAAAUGGGUCAACAAACAAUUAUGGAAAAAAAAUCUAUAUAUAUGUUUUUUCCAUAAUUUUUUAUAUAUAUAGAAUCUUUAUUUCGAACUAUGUAAGUCCAUAGAUUGUAAGUAAUACAACAAUCGCAACAUCUGACUUUUUUCCUAAAAUUUCUAGUUUCAGCGUAAAAUAAAUAAUAAUACAGGCCAUUUUGCGGCUAACUUUGCUUAUUUCUACUAUACGGCUAAAUCGAUUAAAAUUAUUUUUAAACAAAUCAAAGAUGUUUUAAAUUAUGAUACUAAUGAGCUGCAAUGUAACUUAAUCAAUUAUCUUCAUACACACAACAACGCCCUGACAACGCCGCAUUCCUUGCAACUUCAUUGUUGUAGGUGGCGUAGUGUAGGUACGAGUAUUAUUCUUGCAUUUUAACUGUCACUCACUUACUAUAUACCUCAAUGCACUCACUACUAUUCUAAACCAGAAAUCGGCGUUGUAGUGUAGGAAAUGAAGUGAGGUGUGUGUAGUAGUGUAAGAUAUAGAUAUACAUAAGUUGACGAUGUAUGUUGAGUUAGUUACAAUACAGACGCUCGCGAGUAA